Messenger RNA from Knipowitschia caucasica, 930 nucleotides. NCBI's taxonomy places the organism in Eukaryota, Metazoa, Chordata, Actinopteri, Gobiiformes, Gobiidae. The record is from the annotation of a GenBank genome assembly.
AUGUGUAUUAACAACUCCCUGGUUUGCAACGGCAUUCAGAACUGUGUCUACCCCUGGGAUGAGAAUCACUGCAUAGAAAAGCGUUCUCGGGGCCUCUUUCACCAAAUCACUAAGACACAUGGUACUGUCAUUGGGAUCUCAUCUGGCGUGGUUCUGGUUCUUCUAAUCAUCUCUAUCUUUGUUCAGAUGAAACAGCCCAGAAAGAAGGUGGUGGCUCGCCGACCGGGUGUUUUCAACAAAGCAGGCUUACAGGAGGUUUUUGACCCGCCUCAUUAUGAGCUGUUUUCUCUUCGAGACAAAGAGAUUUCAUCAGACCUCGCCGACCUGUCGGAGGAUCUGGAGAAUUUCCACAAGCUGCGGCGCUCGUCCACUAUGUCCCGCUGUGUGCACGAGCAUCACUGCGGCUCCCAGGGUUCUGUAACCACUGGGGGAGGCAGCAUGAAGCACAGCCACACCACUCUCAGCUCCAUGGAGCUCUCUUAUCAUAAUGACUUCUCUAAGCCGCCGCCGAUGAAAACCUUCAACUCCACCUCCAGCUACAAGAAGAGUUGCUACGGCUACAAGCAGCACUCCCAGAACCAUGACUGUGACCAGCAGGUGAUCGAGGACCGCGUCACAGAGGAGAUCCCGUGUGAGAUCUACGGCCGUGGGCCUGGCAGUAUGAGCGGAGUCAGCGGAGGGGGCACUCUGGGAGGACCGUCAGGGAUCUCAGGAGGGGGCAUGGGAGGCCCUGUGGGCAUAGCUGGGGGAAUGACUAUGCCUGGAGGCAUGGGGAUGGCAGGAGGAGUGAUGGCGGGGCCUAGUGGCAUUGCUGGAGGUAUCGGUGGGAUGUCAGGGGCCUGUGGAACCCUGAAUGUGCGUGGGAAUAGCACCCGGAACAGCACAACCAUAGUGGAUCCACAACAGCGCUCCAUGUCCAUGGACUUUUAG